Molecule: messenger RNA, 2880 nt
Organism: Cotesia congregata
Lineage: Eukaryota; Metazoa; Arthropoda; Insecta; Hymenoptera; Braconidae
Source: the annotation of a GenBank genome assembly
AUGGAUGUCAAUGUUGAUCGAGAUUGCAGCGCUCUGGGUGGACUUUUUCACCAGAUUAUUACGGAUAUGAAGAAUGGAGCUCCGCUUUGGGACGACCUGAUAUCAAAAGCGACCAAGCUGCACACUUGUCUGAAAGCAGCGAUACUCGCGGUGUCAGCUUAUCUGGAGGCCUUCCAGAAAAUCGCUGAUGCUGCUACCAGUGCUAGGGGAGCGACCAAAGAAAUUGGCACUGCCUUGACGAGGAUAUGCUUGAGACACAAAGCCGUUGAAACGAGAAUGAAAUCAUUUACUUGCGCAAUAAUGGACCGACUGGUGAUGCCGCUCCAAGAAAAAUUAGAAGACUGGAAGAAAGCCCUGAUAGUUCUGGACAAAGAGCAUACAAAAGAGUACAAAAAAGCAAAGGCUGAACUGAAGAAGCAGCGGACAUCGGCAGUAGACACUUUAAGACUUAAAAAAAAAACUCGAAAAAUAACAACGAAUCACGGGCCCGGAAUGGGUACCGGUAACAUCAGCGAAUCCUUUCAGGGAAAUAAAGAGGAUGACAUGGAACUAAAUCGCAGAUUAUUAGAACCAUCUGUCGCAGACAAACGAAUCAGUUUGGAAGAGACUGAGCGAAAAGCUGUUCGAGCCGCUUUGCUAGAGGAACGCGGACGUUUUUGCCAUCUCGCGAGAUUGCUAAAGCCGGUUCUCGAUGAGGAAAUAGCGAUGCUGAUGGAGUUGACACAUCUCCAAGAGGUAUCUGAGCAACUGGAACGACACACGCUGGCCCCGUAUGAUCUUCCAGCGCAGUGCGAGCAGAUAAUAACAGACUUGAAGGAGCGAAGUGACUCGGGCCAGUGGCCAUUGCAUCACCACUUGACCUCAACAACUCCGCCCUCGAGCCCUUCGUUGUCUCUGGGCUCCCGCAAGAGCUCCAUGUGCUCCAUCAGCUCGUUAACCAGCAGCGGCAGCAGCGGGUCUUGCAAAAAUCAUCCUAGUCCUGCCUGCGGGCACCCUCACCACUGGCACAGAUCGUUUUCUCAGCCUCUAGGAGGACUCAACACUUGCCGAUCGAUAAUUAUUGACUCGGGAGGAGGAUACGGUAAUAAUGUUUCUAAAACAUUGAUGCUGCGUCGUCAUUUAUCUACUGGUAGCUCACGUGAUUCAGGUUUUACAUCUCAAGAUACGCUUAAUAAACAACCAACCGAACAGGUAUCAAGUGUGUCUUCCCAAAGUAACGUGAGUCAGAAUGCCAAUACUGGAUCGACAAAUAUAAAUCAGCAGCAGCGUCCGCUCUCGAACGCCACAUGGCCCAAUUUACAAGAAACAGCCGCGGGUUAUGAGAGACAACCAUCCAAAGGACAGACAUCCAAUGAACGACCUCAUACUAUUUCGUCGGCUUACGAGAAGGGUGGUCAUCAGCGACCAGCGUUGAGUGUCUACACAUUCCAAGCGCCAGACUCAACAGGAUGUCACAGCCAACCUGCCUCACCUGUGUCGGCCAACACCGUAGCGGUCAACCAAGCUCGCACACCGCCAAAAGCUGGCAAAGCUGCUAACGCCCCGAGACCCCCGAUUCCCAAUAGAUGCUCCAGUCUAGAGCGCUCUACGUCCACUUCACGGGUCAAUAAUGACGGUAAUGGUAAUCAACGUCCCGGUAAACCGAAAUUACCUUUGCCAGCGCAUUUAGCUAAAGAAUUAUUAGGAAAUCAAUUGGUUACCCAGCCGAUGUACGUAAACAUGCAUGAGUUGGCUAAUUUAGCAGCUAAUCGAGCGCAGGAAAUGCAAGUUCCAACUGUACGCAAUUCUGCUGCUUCAUCAAACCCAAAUCUUACUGAAAAGACUGAAUCAACAAUAACGCCAUUACCAAAAGAAGAAGCGCCUCAGCAAGCAGAAAUGAGUAAUUUAGAUAUCAGCGGAACAUGUACAUUGCCUCGUCGCGGAUCAUUCCAACAAAACAAGCCAGCACCGCCAACACGCCGAACAUCUACAAUAAUAACCUCAACGACAAGUAUAACAAAUACUCUCGAGGAGCGUACAAACUGCAGCAUAAGCGCGAGCAACCUUCUCCAAAUAGCCGGAGCAGACAGUGACUUGACCAUUUCACCCUCGCCCCCCAACAUAGCCGACGAAACCGAGAACCUUCCUCCGCCUCCAGCAUUCCUAUUAGAAGGAAGUUCGCCAACGGCGAGUCCUUAUCCCCCCGCUAAAAGAUCAAUAUCCGUUUCAGAGACAGUGAGAACACUUACCGAGCUGCGUCAUACCCCUGCAAGCCCGUCAUUUAUGCGUAAGCUGAUGGCUCAACAGGCACAGCCUCCAGUAACACGUGUUACUAGAUCAGGUCCCGAGCAUUCGAGCUCCUCCAGGCGUGUAUCCACCUCCAGCAUUGAGUCAUCCUCAUCCGGGCACAGUUCUUCGAACACUACCGUCUCCAACACUUCGACUUUCAACUCCAGUCAGCAAAAUUUGAUCAGUGUUCUGAGUUCUAAACUCAGCAGCACUUCCAUCAACUCAACUGCUGGGGACUGCAGUCCCAAGUUGAUGCGCAAACAUAUCAUUUCUACCAGUGAAUUACAGAGCCAAACUUGUUCUGCUCCGCGACGUACCAGCGUUGGUUUUCUCGAGACCCUUAAUGCUAAAUUAGCGGCACAGAAACAACAACAGCGUCAGCAACAAAGUCAACAACAAGUACCUCAAGUACAAACUCACUUAAAAAGUACAACCGCGACAUUAUCUACUCCUAAUAGAUCUGCAAGCGUCAGACGGAUUAUGGCUAAUAGAGUUCCUAUUCUAGAUCCGCUUCAAGUAAGAGAUUCAUUGAUGGAUCAGAUAAGACGCGGUACUUCUUUAAGGAAAACAACCGGUACUAUUAAUGAUCGUUCGGCUCCACAAAUAUAUUAA